Orbicella faveolata is the source of this 4546-nucleotide messenger RNA. RefSeq lists its product as uncharacterized. Gene Ontology annotation, cellular component: centrosome; centriolar satellite; ciliary basal body. The record is from RefSeq and is a predicted model, not a curated record. Lineage: Eukaryota; Metazoa; Cnidaria; Anthozoa; Scleractinia; Merulinidae. Gene Ontology annotation, biological process: microtubule anchoring at centrosome; protein localization to centrosome; non-motile cilium assembly.
UAUGAAUUCUUUUCUUUAGACGCGAACACAGCCACAAAAACCUGAGUCAGCUGGAUUACUCAGGCAUGAUACUUUCACCAUUGGUAGAUCAGCUGACUCUAAGAGACCAAUCAUUCAUCAGCCUGUUAAUCGAGAAAUCUCAACCCAGACACCGUUUUAUGGCAUUGAUUUGAGGGCAGCCAGAUCUAUAGACUCCAGCGAGCCCCCAAGAGCUCGUCCAAGUGCAUUGGUUUGGUCAGAACUUAGACGUCAGAGGGAACUUCACGAGGAAAAGCUGAAGAAACGAAAGCAGAAGUUUUUGGAAAAACGAAAGAAGGCUGGCCUGGACGAUGUUUCGGAAGGUGGAACAUACUCUGUGAGGAGCGGCAGAAGUGGAGACAUAGAUGAAGGGUUUGGUGUGAGCAUGAUGAGUGCUGAUAUCACCACAGCUACGUGGGGAGGUUCUACCCAGCCCAGCAGUACACAGAACGACUCAGCAGUGUCAGCAGAUGAGUCGGAUGAGGAGAACCAAGGAGCAGAGAUCGCAGUGGAGGUAGAAGAUGAUUAUCCUGAUGGAAUAGUUCAAGCAGAAGAGGAAGAAGAAGAGCGUCUUGAACCAGAAGCUUUCUCUGGAGGAGCUCAGGCAGUGUUCAGGAGUAGAGAAAGAGUGCCUCGUAUGACAGCCUUCAGAGGCAGUGUAGACAGCGCCUCACAGCCUAGUAGCGGCAAGAAACGCAAGCUUGAUGGAAGCGCCCUAUCAGGUGGGGCCCGAAAAAGGGAACGAGAAAGAGGACUUACAUUUGAAGACUGGCCUAGAACAUUCUACUUUGAUAGGAAUUCAAGAGGAAGAAUCAGACAAGAAAACUUUACACCAGCUGAGCAGCUUAUCAAGGAACGGGAACAGGAACAGUUUAACAUGGAACGCCAAGCAUGGGAGCAGCACUGCGAGCGUCUUCACCAGGAAGUCACCACCCUCACCACCCUGUGCAAUGGGCUCCUCAGAGAUCAACAAAUGCUGGUGUCCACAGUGAUUGGCAGAAAUGUUCCCAGCGGGCCUGCUUCAGGUCCCGGUUUUCAGAACUUUCCUAGCCCAGUACCAGGUCUGGGUGGGAAUCCAUUCGAGCAGUAUCAACAGAGGCAACAAGAAGCCUACCAAGGACUCCAGAGUUUCUUCGAUCAACAGCGCUACAUGCAGCAGCAACAUCAGAUUCUUCAAAGCCUUAAUCAGUGCUAUGCACAGCUUCAGCAACAACACCAAGACAUGGCGACCCUUCAGCAACAAUUCCAGCAGCUGUUUUCUUACAAUCCUUCCGCUCUUGGUGAUAGCAAUCCGUCCCCACAUAGACCCCAGUCUGCGACUCCAAGCGUUAUCAACAACACAUCUCCAUCGUUUAUGAGUCUGCCGUCCCACAGUGUAUUGCAGCCACCUUUCUCAGCUCCUCUGUUUAGUCAGGCCCCUUUUACGAGUACAUAUCAGCCACCUUCAUCAGCUCCAAUGUUUAGAACUGCUUGGCAUCCUCAGUUCGGCCAGCAGCCAGCAGCAGCUAACGAGCCUCCUCAAUCAAGCGAGCAAGCAUCUGGCAACAGAACAAAGCCAACUCAAGAGUCUUUCAGUGUAAACCCAGACACAGGCAUACCAAGUCCAAGAUCUACUGCUCAUCAUGGGCAUCCUGUUGAACCUGCGCCUCCCCCUACCUCAUCAGGAAUAGCCAACCCAGUAAUGGUGGUUCGGGAGGUUGGCCCUAGUGUGAUAGGAGUGGGUCUGUCUCCCGGUAACAUCAGGCAGGAACGAAAAUACGAUCCCAAUUCAUACCAAGAACUGGCAUCCACAAGUGCAAAUGCAACUAAAACAGACAGCAGCGCGGAUGUGAUCGGUCGCACGUUUAACACACCUCUGAGGGCGUCAGCUGUAGCCAACCUUGCACGGAAGGAUAAAUCAGCACAGAAGAGCGCAGCGGUUAAUUUGGCACAGAAGCUCGCAGCUGAAUCAGUGGAAACGUCUUCAAGAGCGUCCAGUGUACCGGGAGACGCGCAUGAUGUGGCAAGAGGCUCUUGGCAAGAAGCAGAUAGAGCCUCAGAAGCUGGAAGUGAGUUUUCGCUUUUUGAGGCACUCAGAGAUUCCAUCUAUUCCGAAGUUGCAACCCUCAUUUCUUUAAAUGAGUCCAGGCCACAUUUUCUGCUCGAGUUGUUCAGGGAACUGCAGCUGUUGACUUCAGACUACCUGAGGCAGCGCGCCCUGUAUGCGUUACAGGACCUGGUGACGAGAUUUUUAACGGAGGAUUCCGUCGGUGCAGAAGGAGCGCCUCUGCAACAGGCACGAUUCCAGGAAUGGUUGAACUCUAACUCUGAACUGACUCCAAGUGAAACAGUGGAGACAUUUGAAGACGACGAGUCAGAGACCAGGGAGGGCGCGGUUCCUGCAGAAACCGUCACGGAAGGAAUCUAUGACUAUGUAGAGAAUGUGGAGUCUGGAAGCACCCUGUCCACUCCUACAUCCAGUCACACGGGGGAGGCACCAUUCGCCUCUGAAGGCCUGGGAGACACUGUUAUACACCUCGACAAGGCGCUGAGCAGGAUGCGGGAGUAUGAAAGACUGAGAACUGAAGGGAAACUGGGUGAAUUGAUGACCGGUCCUUCCGUGUUAAAGGACAAGAUCGUCAAAGAUGACGUCACCACAAGCUCUGCUGGUGACGUGGGGAGCGAAUCCUCCAUAUCAGAUGUGCAGUACCCAAGGAUUGACACUCAAGCCCUGGAUCAUCUUAUCAAGUCCAUCAUGUCGGAAGUGAUUCCUUAUCUGAAUGAACACAUGGAAGAUAACUGCACUUCUGAGCUGCUUGGUUACAUCAGAAACCUCGUGUUAUCAAGGAUUCAAGUCAAUGAAGACCAGGAAUUUGGCAGAUUCUUCCAUAAACAGCUGGCUUCCAUUCUCCAGGACUCACUCUCUAGAUUCACAGAUAGAAAAAUGAAAGACUGUGGAGAGGAUAUGCUGGUAGACAUGUCCGAGAUUCUGUUCAACGAGCUGGCGUUUUUUAGACUCAUGCAGGACUUGGACGGUCGAGGAACAAGUCAGAGACCAACUUGGAGACAGGGAUUUGAUUCUGCCAGCACUGACACUGGGACAGGUCAGGACGGAGACAAAGAAGAUGGCGAUGAUACGGAGGAGAAGGACGAGAAUCCCCGCGAAGACAGUGCUGUGGAGGAAGAAGGAGUCGGCGCUGCUGAUGAACCUGAGGAGGCAGAAGGUGAAAAAGUGGAGGAAGAUGAGGGAGAUGAAGAAGAUGAAGAAAGCAGCGAGGAGUCCUCUUCAUCAGAAGAGUCAGGAGCUGAAGACGAGGGUGCAGAUGACGAAGGACCAGAAGAUGAAGAGGGUGAGGAAGGUGGAGCUGCCUUGCCAAUCUCCAAAGAGCAGCAAGAAGCUGAGGAGGAAGAUCUGGGAAAGGCAAGAGAUGACGUAAUGGCAAGUCAGUUUGAAGAAAGAACGUCAAGUUUACAAGAUAAUAGCAUCCUAGAUUCUCCACAGAAUUGCGUAAAGUUGGAGCUGUCAGCAAGUGAAUCAAAGCCUUUUUCAAGUUUUGGAAGUGGAGAAGAAGACGGAGAGGAGUCGUUUGAUGACUCUGAUGCCAGGCGGAAGCUAGAGGAAUAUCAAGGAAGUACAGCAGCGGCAGCAUCCGCCAACAGAGACCGUGGAAACAACAGAGACGGGCCCAGCGACAGCGACGAUAACGGUGCACCCCAGGAUGAGCAGCGGCAGGCCGUGGAGGCUGCGGCUGAAGCAGCUGCUGCAGCAGGAAUAUCUGGGUAUUUGCAAAACGGACAGAUCGCCAAUGGUCAAGAUGACAACGAAGUUAUUCUGGAUGACCUUCCUACCAAACUUACUGGAUUAACGGAGGCAGACUUGCAGGCUCGAAUUGCAGAAGAGCAAAGCCGGACAGAAGGAUCCUCAGGUGUCCUCGCUCAUCUAGACGGAUUUCCAGGUAUGGUAUCACCAAGAAACCUCCUGGGCGAGCUUCCGACUCUUUUGCCAACUUUUGGCGGACUGUUUUGUUAAAUGUUCGUGAUGUUUUUCUUUCUCUGAUUACUUUUUGCUUAAGCCCUUGGCCAUCAUGUGCAACACUUGAACAAUGCAAACGUGAAUAAAUGACCAGAAUAUGAUGAUAAAGACUUUAGCAAACAGUAAUUAGAGAAGUAAGAAACUUCGUGGAACGUCUUAGACGAGUAAAUGCUGGGCUCUAUUAGUCCCUCGAAAGCGGAAAACUGCAAUAAGCCACCUUUAAUUAGAAGUCAAGUGAACAGAUUUACGCAAGUGAUAGCUAAGGACUACUGCGGGUGUUAGAGAAAAGAUAAAGCACAACACCAAAUAUCAGUGUAUCUUUUCUAUACUUUUUGGAGUGAUGUCGGUGGUGGUGUUGUCUUGCAAGUGCUCGCGAGCUUUUCUUCCCGUUCAACACAAGAUCCCCUGCGAAACUGAUCAAUAAGAAAAACAGCUACACUCCUUCUUAUCUCGCCUUUCCCUCGUUUCUUCCCCCCUCUCCUCCCUCCCUCUUUUCCUGUCCCUUUUUCCGUUUCA